AGCACGUGCCCCCACCCGGACCCCAAAAUUCCCCAAUCCGCCCAGCGGCCCCGGUCUCCGCAGCUUCUCCGUACCCGCACCGCCAAAUCCUCCUCGAAUUCCGCCGAUCCGGUCGCCCCCUCGUCGGAACCGCCCGCCCCGCGCACCUACGAUCCCCGCCGCCGGUGGUCGCUCGCGAGGCGAGUCCAGGCGAGUCGGCGGUCCGUCACCCGCCCCCGCGCCGUCGCCGGCUCUACCAAGGAGAAGAUCCUUAUGAGUUGGUUGGCUGUGAAUUCAUAUAAAUUCUGGUACUGUGAAAAUGGGUCAAAAGGUGGCAGGAAGUUCGUGACGAGAUUAACCAUAGACGAUUGAGGCCUGAGUGGAUUUAGGUAUUCUGUUGUGACAGCUUAAGUGGCUCUUCAACUUGAAGACGUUGCUGUUGCCUUAGGAUAUGCUCUUUUCAGCGAGGAGUACAGCCACACACUCUUAGAUUGUAAUUUUUCUUAAUUGGAUUAGUACAGGAAGAUCAGAUACAGUGAAAAGGGAGCGCAGUCGUGAUGGACAGAGCUGGCGGUAACCAAGCAGGCCAAGUGUCGAAGAAAGGAAAGAAGAAGCACGCGAAAGACGAGUCAGACCGGCAGAAGCAGGCUGAGAAGAAGAGGCGCCGGCUGGAGAAAGCGCUCGCAAACUCUGCUGCCAUCAUCUCGGAGCUGGAGAAGAAGCGGCAGCAGAAACAGGAGGAGCAGAGGAGGCUGGACGAUGAAGGGGCCGCGAUAGCCGAGGCGGUGGCCCUUCAUGUCCUCAUAGGCGAAGACUGCGAUGAACCCCGUCAGCUGAGGUGGAACGGCCAUAGAGGCCGCGGCCAUCGGGACGAUUUCGUGGACCACGAACCGGCUCUAGGCGCGCAAGGAGCAGGAGCAGAUACCUAUCCAUAUGGAAGCCGGUCGCCGCUGGCACGGGCCUCUCGUUCCCACAUGCCCCAGUGGAGGCUCACCGACUGUGGCAUGUCCGGGCCGUUCUCGUUCUCAUCGUGGGAGCGAAUGGGCGAUUUUGAGGGGCUAUACUGCAAAGGGACACCCUGCCAGACAGACCAAGACACUUACUGCAAUGGCCUGGUAGCAGCAACCCAGGCCGCCUCUCCAUUCGGAUACGGUUCGGAGGAUCCAUUCCCUGCCCAUGGAACGGAGGGGGCUUCCUCCAUCAACAUCAUGCUGGGCGGUGGCACCAGCAACAGCCUGAACAUCUACAGAAGACAAUUCUAGAUCAUAGUUACUUUCUUUUUACACCAAAGGUCGAUCUUUUCAUUUGCUGUGAUACUUAGCUUUGCGUCGAGAAACCGAAAGUGGAUAUAGGGAAUAUAGGAGAGCCGUCUUACUGUCGAGUCGAAGAAGCGGUGUGUAUUUGGCGUCAGUUACAGACAGUGGGUUUUUGUGAUGAAUUAUUAAAUAUAUGUUUUUGCUUUUACCA
Triticum dicoccoides is the source of this 1446-nucleotide messenger RNA. RefSeq lists its product as uncharacterized. The record is from RefSeq and is a predicted model, not a curated record. Bases 537 to 1241 code for a protein of 234 amino acids. NCBI's taxonomy places the organism in Eukaryota, Viridiplantae, Streptophyta, Magnoliopsida, Poales, Poaceae. The transcript is spliced from 2 exons.